Sardina pilchardus (European sardine) is the source of this 2813-nucleotide messenger RNA. Its product is annotated as phospholipid scramblase 1-like. Gene Ontology annotation, biological process: plasma membrane phospholipid scrambling. Lineage: Eukaryota; Metazoa; Chordata; Actinopteri; Clupeiformes; Clupeidae. The record is from RefSeq and is a predicted model, not a curated record. Gene Ontology annotation, molecular function: phospholipid scramblase activity. The transcript is spliced from 10 exons. Gene Ontology annotation, cellular component: plasma membrane. Bases 253 to 1041 code for a protein of 262 amino acids.
UAUGUGAGCGUUAGCUUAUACUCAUUGACUAUCCUACAGCACUGCACUUUAUUGUAGCCUACCGUAUUGAUAGCCUAUACCUCGAUAAAAACGUCAUCUAGCCCCACCCGUGGCUAUGACAUGAAAUAAUCGCCACAUCUGGGUAGCCAGCAACCCGUUUUGAGUAUUUCCUAUUGAUGAUAGUUUGCCAUCAGUUUCAUAUCCAGAACGACGACGGAUUGGAGAGCUUUAAGUGAUAAGCAACAUUACUUCAUGGCUGCUGAAGGUAAUACCAUCGACAUUCAACCACAGAGAAAUGUUUUCUCAGACAUUCCUGAUGGAAAAGUGCCACCAGAUAAUGUGCCUCCUGAGAUGGGGGUGAUGGUCAAUCCACAGAGACCUGUAGACUGCCCUCCGGGCCUGGAAUAUCUUACUCAAAUUGAUCAGCUUCUUGUUAAGCAGCAGAUGGAGUUAGUUGAAGCAAUAUUGGGAUGGGAGACCAAUAAUAAGUAUCUGGUGAAGAACAUCAUGGGCCAGCAGGUGUUCUUUGUGGCUGAGGAGAAUGACUGCUGUAACAGGCAGUGCUGCGGACCCUCGCGCUCCUUCGUCUUACAUAUUCAGGAUAAUAACGGCCUUGAAGUGAUCACCCUGAAGCGGCCAUUGAAGUGCUCCUUGUGCUGCUUUCCCUGCUGUCUCCAGGAGCUGGAAGUACAGGCACCACCCGGAAACCCUAUUGGAUAUGUCGUUCAGAACUGGCAUCCAUACCUACCCAAGCUGACCAUUCAAAAUGAGAAAAGGGAGGACGUCUUGAAAAUUGUGGGUCCAUGUUGUUCAUGCAAAUGCUGUUCAGAUGUGGAUUUUCAGGUUGUGUCUUUGGAUGAACUCACACAAGUUGGCAACAUCUCUAAACAAUGGACUGGUCUGAUGCAAGAAGCCUUCACUGAUGCAGACAAUUUUGGAAUUAAGUUCCCCAUGGACCUGGAUGUGAAAAUAAAGGCUGUCUUAUUUGGGGCCCUUUUUCUCAUUGAUUUCAUGUACUUCGAACAGAGUGGCAAAAAAUGAGAUUUUUUUACUCAGUCAAACUCUGUGGACCUUGGAAUGCUGCUUGUGUGUCACUUAAUGAAUGUGUAUGCCUCAAAUAUUUGUUUAUUUGAAACUCUUUUGUAGAAUGGGUGUGUAAACUCCACUAUGAUUCCUUGUACUGGUCAGCACUGUGGAAGAAAUGUAGGCUGCAUAAGGUCAAUAUAUGAACAACUAACAUACCAACUAUUUUUUAUUUGUUAUCGUAGAGCUGAUUUUUAUAUACACUAAUUUAGGGCUGAAGUCAAAACAGUAUUUUAGUUUUUUUCUGCUAUUCUGCUAUUACUAAUGAUGCUAUGAAUUAAUGAAGCAGGUGCAGUAUAGCUUUGUUACAAACGGUUAACAGACUGUUAACAGACGUUUUCUUAUGAUGUUGAACAGUGAUGUUGAUUAUCAGAACAGUCCGCAUCUUUGGAAUGUCUUAGUCGUCAUCAACAGUGAGGCAUGAUAAGGGAAAAAGUGGUCUUUGGUAUUGUUUGCCCUCAACGGUGCCUUCCAGGUAGCGCUGCCUUCAAGGCACUACUCCCCUCAGUUUAGGGGUAGGAUGGGGGUUAGGGUUAGGAAUAGGGUAAAGGCAGAGAGGGUAAAGGCAGGUUUAGACUUGCUGCAGACAACGCGUUUGUGUUCGUAUCAUGGCUGCCUCGCAUAUUUUACGGUCGUUUGGUGCGUCGGUCGUGCACGUCGUCGCAAGCGAACAUGACGCGUCCGCGAGAUGCAAUACCGAUAAGAAAGUUGGGGGCGAUCACUCCAAAAAAAGGUGACUGCAAGAUGCAUUAUCGACAUCGAAGCUGGGGGCAAUCAUGAGAGUAAACAAUGGCACAUGGCCACAUCCACAUCUGAUGUUACUAUAGUCUCCCCCUAGUGAAGACCUCCAGUUGGGUGCAUAAUGCUGCAGCGAGUCUGUACACAGGACACAGCAGGUCGCACACGGGCGCAUACGCUUACGCUUGGUCUAACAACAAGUAUAAUCCCAGCCUUAUAAAGCGGAUCUUUGGUAAAGGUAGUGCCUUUUAGGCUGUGCUGCCUGGAAGGUGCCGUUGGGGGCAAAAAACACCAUUGAGCGGGAAAAAGUAUUAGAUAUACACACAUAAUAUAAACAUUCCCAAUAGUUAAUAUACCAGGGAUUGAGCAUGCUUUUGAAGAGAUUAUUACACUUAAGUUCAAAAGUUAAACUGAACCAAAAUGAUAAAAAGAUGUCAAAAGGCAAUCCACACAAUAUUUAAAGGUGCAGUAAGCGAUUGCGUAAGAAGCGGUUCUUUAUGUUUAUAUUCAUAUUUGUUACCAGAUUGUUUUCGAUUUUUGUAUUUUUUAAACCAGUGUGCUUUAUAUAUUAUUAUUCAUUUUUUUUAAACCAGUGUGCAUUAUAUUUAACCAAAGACUAAACAAGACACACCAGGAAGGUACCUCACACCCGGAAAAACUCCACGCAGGGUUUCGUUUUUGUUUGGGGAAUAUGCUGCCCCCACCUCUGGGCCAUGUGCUGACAGAAUUGGCAGCUAGCAGGUUGUGAGGAGGUGAUUGCUAAAAUGUGCAUGAUCACUGACUGCAUCUUUAAUGCAUGGUCAGUUCUUACAAAUGUCCCUUCAUUAAUCAAACGAACAAAAAUGGCUAACGGCUGGUUUCCUGCUAACUCGUUCAAGGAGAAUCCAGGAAGGACCCCCAACCAGUGACCUUGACAAAUGUUAUCACCUCCCCAACUCGUGUGGCCCUGGCCCUGACAUCAUGGCCACACAAAAUAAAACUGGUCAAACCCU